Molecule: messenger RNA, 3485 nt
Organism: Lycium barbarum (goji berry)
Lineage: Eukaryota; Viridiplantae; Streptophyta; Magnoliopsida; Solanales; Solanaceae
Exons: 4
Coding region: 1-2532 (843 amino acids)
Source: RefSeq, a predicted model, not a curated record
AUGCGAUGGCAUGCCGAGCAUGAAGUUGAGGAAGGUGUGAUGCGUCACUGUUCAGAUGCACCCGCAUGGAAACACUUUGAUAGAAUGCAUCUAUCUUUUGCAACGGAAAGUCGUAAUGUCAGAUUGGGGCUAUGCACAGAUGGGUUUCAGCCAUUUGGACAAACAGGACAACAAUAUUCAUCUUGGCCAGUAAUUGUGACACCAUACAACUUGCCGCCUUGGAUGUGUAUGAAAGAUCCCUAUUUGUUUUUGUCAGUUAUAGUUCCUGGGCCAAAGAAUCCUAAGCAGCAAUUGGAUGUUUUCUUGCAGCCUUUGAUUGUUGAACUAAAGAAUCUAUGGAAUAUAGGUGUCGACACAUAUGAUAUCUCUAAGAAGCAAAAUUUUAAAAUGCGAGCUGCUUUGAUGUGGACAAUCAGUGACUUUCCCGCAUAUUCGAUGUUGUCUGGGUGGAGUACUGCGGGUAGGCUAGCAUGUCCAUAUUGCAUGGAGAAUUUAGAUGCUUUUACUUUGACAAAAGGUGGCAAACAAUCUUGGUUUGACAAUCAUCGUAAGUUCCUACCGCUGGAUCACCCAUAUAGAAAGGAUAGGAACUCAUUUAGAAAGAACAAAGUAGUCACAGUUCAUCCUACACCGGUACGGUCAGUUGAGGAUAUUUUGAGAGAGAUAGAAGAAUUGGGACUAAAAAAGGUAACAGAACUUGGGGCUGAUAUUGUUAAUCGUCAAAUUAGUAAGUUUUCCGGUUGGAAGAAAAGAAGCAUAUUUUGGGAUUUGCCGUAUUGGAGUACCAAUCUCAUUCGGCAUAAUCUAGAUGUAAUGCACAUUGAGAAGAACUUUUUUGAGAAGGUGUUCAACACAGUAUUGGAUGUAGAUGGUAAAACAAAAGAUAACCCCAAAUCUAGAGAAUACCUGAAAGAGUUCUGUCGACGCCCUGAACUACAUGCUGUUGGUGGCGAAUACCCGAAAGCUAUUUACACACUAAACAAGGAGUCAAAAAAGGUUUUGUGCAAAUGGGUGAAAAAUCUGCAAUUUCCAGAUGGAUAUGUCUCAAAUAUGGGACGGUGUGUGGACAUGAAAAAACAUAAGUUGUUUGGUAUGAAAAGCCAUGAUUGUCAUGUAUUCAUGCAAAGAUUGAUUCCUAUUGCGUUUCGUGAGCUAUUACCAACAAAAGUCUGGGAAGUACUUACUGAGAUGAGCCUUUUCUUUAGGGAUCUCACUUCCACGGUAAUACGAGAAGAGGAUAUGGUAAGACUUCAAAAAGAAAUACCUGAAAUACUUUGUAAAUUAGAGCAUAUACUCCCUCCUAGCUUUUUUGAUUCAAUAGAACAUCUCCCUGUGCAUCUUGCUUAUGAAGCAAGGCUAGCUGGUCCGGUGCAAAAUCGGUGGAUGUAUCCAUUUGAGAGAAACCUCUGGAAUUACAAACACAAUGUUCGUAAUAAGGCAUAUGCUGAAGGAUCCAUAUGCAAUGCUUACUUAGUUGAGGAAGCUUCUUCUUUUUGUUCACACUACUUUGAGCCUCAUGUUUACACAAGGCAUAGGAAAGUUCCACAAAAUGAUGAUGGUGGUACAUGUGAUCAGGGUAAACACCACGGUAAUCUUUCUAUGUUCACCUAUCCAGAUUUCAAGCUUUUAUUUUCAUUUAUACAUCAAAAUUGUGAAAAUAAAUUUGCGUGUCAUUUUUUGCAUGUGUUUCAAAGAAAUUUUAUUGACUCCCUGCGUCAAAAUUUUCCACAAAUUACGGAGAAGGAUGUGGAUAGGAAACUUGAUGAAGAUUUCGCAUCAUGGUUCAAAAGAUAUGCACGAGUCCACAUAGAUAAUGAAUUCAUCAAGGCCCUUGCAGAAGGUCCGCGUCGAUCAGCAAAACCGUACACGGGUUAUAAUGUUAAUGGCUAUAAAUUUCACACUAAAAGCCGCAGUUCUUCUAGAGCAUCUAAUAACAGUGGUGUAUGCAUAAAAGGAACCAACUACAGUGCAAAUGACUAUGACUACUAUGGUGUGCUUACUGAUAUCCUUGAAUUGGAGUACAAGGGUAGCACGCCGAUAAAGAGAACUGUUUUAUUUAAGUGUGAAUGGUUUGAUCCCACACAAAAAGUAGGAAUGAAGAUUCACCCGCAAUAUAAACUUGUGGAUGUCAACCAUCGCAGGAAAUUAAAAAAGUAUGAACCAUUUGUUUUGGAAAUGCAAGCGGCCCAAGUGUAUUAUGCCGCUUAUCCUAGCUUACGACGUGAUAAGAUUGACUGGUGGGCUUUGUGCAAAACAAAAGCUCGGGGUAUUGUGGAUAUGCCCCCAUCUUCUUCACAAUUACCUCCAGCUGAUGUUGUAGAGCCAUUCCAAAAUGAUGAAGAUGGUUUAACAUUUGAUGUGGUACCCGACAAUGAAACUAUUGUGCGGAAUGAUCCAAAUGGAGAAUUCAUAAACUUAAGAGACGAUGAUGAUGAUUUAGGUGAUGAGGAAGAAAUUCAUGAUGAAUCUGAAUUAGAUGAAGAUGGUGAUAAUGAGGAUGAAGAGGCAUAUGAUGCAAGUGGCAGUGAAUAGAGUCAAAUUACUCCAGUCUCUUCAAAUAGAGCUAGAGUGAUUGAAACAUAGUCUUUUUUCUGGUUCUUACCCAUUGAAGCCCAUCAGUUGUUGAAAUUUUUAUUGUUUUUCUUCUAUUUUUAUUGUUGAAAUUUCCCUUCUUUCUGGUUCUUCCUUCUUCAGUAAAUGGCUUAUACAGUUGAAUUUUUAUUGUUUUUCUUCUAUUUCUGCUCUCUAUCACUUGCAUCUCUAUGUUUUUCUGUUACUAAUUCUUAUACUAUUUGAUUUUUCAGGCAUAGAUACAAAUUUCCUCCGCAAAGAGUUCUCGCAGCUGCUUGCCCUAAAUUAGUCUGCGCUUAUAGACUCUUUGACAAGACCUGGAUCUUUACAUAUACCUUCUUGGUAACUAUCUUAAUUGAGUAUAUUACUUUGCUCCUUAAAUGUUUCUAUUGCUGAAAAAACUAACAAAGGAAGCCAAGUAAAAAGUUGUUGUCUGAGGUCAUGUGAAUAUGUUCUUAAAUUUAAUUUCCCGAUGAGUUUUAGGAAAGAAUCCACAGACCAAAAGUUGUUGUGGGAUCAUGUUGAUGAAUUUUCCUAAUAUUGGUCUUUGGUGGUAAUAGGAAGUUCUACCGUCAAGCUUGCAGGUUAGCUUCCUGUUACCAAUAAAUAAAAAGACUCAAAUCGGAUAUGGAAGGUGAUUUCCCUGUCCUAUGGUAAUACAACAACAACAACAACAUACCUAGUGAUUUCCCUGUUCUAUGGUAAUAUGAAGCUUAUAUUUAAUUGAGUCCAUCAUUUACGGUUAUUGAAGCAUUUCUACGGCAAAAGUAUUAUCAGAUUGUAAAUUGAAAAUGUUUGUUGAUAUCCACCCUAUUCAUUACUGUUAUCAUGCUUCAGAACAUUAAAUCCAACUAACUAGAAAUCUGAAAAUUGCAUUGUAAACUAUGAGAUGAAACAAUUUUUGAUCAUUAACU